Messenger RNA from Nylanderia fulva, 5837 nucleotides. Lineage: Eukaryota; Metazoa; Arthropoda; Insecta; Hymenoptera; Formicidae. The record is from RefSeq and is a predicted model, not a curated record.
GCGUUUACGGCUGGAUUCAGUGCUGGUGUGCUCGAUGUGAGGUGAGUGCGCGCGCGACGGUGCAGCACGAGUGCUUCGAAUGCUUGCGCUCGUAUGCAGCUUGUUUUGGCUGGUCGUUGAUCGAAAAACGUUCUCGCCGUCGUGCACAAUCGUGACACGAGAUUGGAAAAUUAAUUCGGCCGUCGCGAAUACGGGAGAACGGGAACGCGCGCGCACAGCUAUCCCGCAGGAUUGGAUAUCAAUAACGAUAUCUUUCACGAGAAAGAGAAGAGGAAAGCUUGACGAGCUCAACUGCCAAUAUACAACAUAAGGAGGGUGACAAGGACUCGUGAGUGAAACGCGAGUGACAGAAGUGACAGUGCAGCAUUUUGCGGAACGGCAACGGGGUGGCUCACAGGGGUGGCCAGCCCGCGGAUAAAGGGCGAAGGAAAUGGGCCGCUCCGUGUUUGAUACGUGAUACGAGGUGCGUGAGCGCGCGCGCGCGCGCGCGCGCUCCCUUCUGUAAGCCGCGCGUGUAUAUGUGGCGUGCGUACAUGCGUGUGUCAUCGUUGUCGUCGUCGUCGUCGUCGCCGUCGCCGUCGUCGUCGUCGUCGUCGUCGUCCUCGUCCUUGUCCUCGUCGUUAUCGUCGUUGUUGUUGUGCCGAGUCGCGUAGCUGUUGUGUAUCGGUCAUUGUACGCGUGUGCCGUUUGCUUGAAUGAAAGAGAAGGAAGAGAAAGGUUGCUGGUUACUUGGAGAGUGCCGAAACGAGCGUCAUCGCCCACCAAUUCGACAUUGACAUCGAGUGCAAAGGGAUAAAUUGUUUUCAAUGAAAACACAACGCGACAUGACAACAGCGAGGGAUAGUGUUGUUGCGAUGGCGACGGCGACGACGACGGUAAUAACGACAGCGUCUUCAUCGUCGUCGUCGUCGUCAUUAUCAUCGUUAUCGUCGUGGUCGUCGUCGUCGUCGUCGUCGUUGGCAAGCACGGCCGGAUCGUCGCGCCGCCUGCUCGCGACGACGCUACCGCUACUGCUAUUGCUACUAAUGUCAACACAUCCUGGUCCGGUCGCAGCUUCCUGCCGAUGGACCAAUGAGGCUGGGAACGACACCCGAUCGGCGGAUUGCGCUCUUCGCGUGCUGGAUCCCACGGCAAUCGUCGCUCUAGCACCGUCGCUGGACGGCGCGCUCAGAUUGCGGAUUCGUUGCAGCGAUGUACAUCAUUUCGAGAGCAGCCUGAACGCGCAGAGCUGGCAACGACUCGCUGGUUUGCACGAGCUGCACGUGCACGGCUGUAAAGUGUUACGGAUACCAGAAGGUGCGUUUCAGCCCCUACUCGAGCUCAAGCGGCUUGUCGUACAAACUUUCAAUGCCGCCUGGGGCGCUGCCAAAAAUUUGGAGUUCGCGCCACGCUCUCUUCUAGGUCUUCGCGAACUUCACACUCUCGAAAUCAUCGAAAGCAACGUACUGAGAUUGCCGCCCAAUCUACUUUGUGAAUUAGAUAACUUGCAAACUCUGAAUCUCACCGGUAAUCGUAUUAGUGACAUCGAUGACAUUGGUCUCAAAGUGCUAGGUACCGAGGCCUGCCGCGCCGAUGUUCGGAUUUUGGAUUUGUCGCGCAACGAGCUCCGACGAUUGUCCGUGGACGGGCCACUAGUGAGCUUACGACAGUUGCAAGAAGUACACUUGCAACGCAACGUGAUCGCCGAGAUCGACAAGAACGCUUUAGACGGACUCACGAUGCUGCGCACCUUCAAUGCCAGCCACAACGUCCUAGACUCCUUGCCCGAAGGCCUUUUCGCCAGCACGCGUGACCUGCGGGAAAUACAUUUGGCGUACAACGGACUACGUGACUUGCCCUCGGGCGUAUUUACUCAUCUUGACCAGCUGCUAGUUUUGAAUCUUGCCAAUAAUCGUCUCGGCAGCGAUCGCGUCAACGAGACCACCUUUCUCGGCCUAAUUCGCCUCAUCGUACUUGAUCUGUCGUACAAUCAAUUAACGCACAUCGACGCUCGCAUGUUUAAGGACCUGUUUUUCUUGCAGAUCCUUGAUCUACGCAAUAAUUCGAUCGAUCGUAUCGAGAGCAAUGCAUUUCUACCGCUCUACAAUCUCCACACGCUCGAGCUAUCCGACAACAAACUCCAUACCGUGGGAGCGCAGCUUUUUAAUGGUCUCUUCGUCCUAAAUCGCCUGACCAUGUCGGGGAAUUCAAUUGCGAAUAUCGACCCCGUCGCGUUUCGCAAUUGUUCCGAUCUUAAGGAAUUGGAUUUAAGCGGCAACGAGCUCACUGCCGUACCGGAUGCGUUGCGCGAUCUCGCCUUUCUCAAGACCCUGGAUUUAGGUGAGAACCGAAUCAACGAGUUCCAUAAUGGCUCUUUCCGCAAUCUCCACCAGCUCACCGGUCUCCGUCUGAUCGGCAACGACAUUGGCAAUUUGACGCGCGGCAUGCUUUGGGACCUGCCGAAUCUCCAGAUUCUCAAUCUGGCCCGUAACAAGGUACAACACGUGGAGAGGCAUGCAUUCGAACGCAACGUUAGACUCGAGGCUAUUCGCCUCGACGGCAAUUUUUUGUCGGACAUCAACGGCGUGUUUACAAGUAUCACCAGUCUGCUGCUGCUAAAUCUAUCGGAAAAUCACAUAGAGUGGUUCGAUUACGCUUUCAUCCCGGGCAAUCUCAAGUGGCUCGACAUUCACGGCAACUUUAUCGAGAGCCUCGGCAAUUAUUACAAGAUUCGCGAUUCCAAGGUCCGAACCCUGGACGCCAGUCACAAUCGUAUUACCGAACUCUCGCCGCUAUCCGUGCCGGACAGCGUCGAGUUACUGUUUAUAAACAAUAACUAUAUCAGCACCGUACGACCCAAUACAUUCGCCGAGAAAGUAAAUCUCACCCGGGUGGACAUGUACGCCAACAUGAUCGAGUCAAUGGAGUUGACAUCGCUGUUACUGACCAAGGUGCCAGACAAUAAGCCUCUGCCAGAAUUCUACAUCGGAGGCAAUCCCUUCAAUUGCAAUUGCUCGAUGGAUUGGCUACCGGCCAUCAAUAAUCAGACUUCGACUCGGGAAUAUCCGCGUGUCAUGGAUCUCGACAACGCCAUGUGCCGUACCUCUGGACCGCGAGGAGUCGCUAUCGUUCCGGCCUCGAGCGCUCGCUCGGAGCAAUUUCUUUGCCGUUACGAGGCGCAUUGCUUUGCUUUGUGCCACUGCUGCGAUUUUGACGCCUGCGACUGCGAGAUGACCUGUCCAGCUGGAUGCAAAUGCUACAACGAUCGCACAUGGAAUACGAACGCGGUUGAUUGCUCGGGUCUCGCGGUCGAGGAGAUUCCACGUAGAAUUCCGAUGGACGCAACCGAAGUGUAUCUAGACGGCAACGUGUUACGAGAGUUGCAGAAUCACGCAUUCAUCGGCCGUAAGAACAUGCGCGUGCUGUACGUAAACGCCAGUAGCAUCGAGUCCAUUCAGAAUCGCACGUUCAACGGUCUCAACAACCUGCAAAUUCUCCAUCUCGAGGACAAUCGAAUACGCGAGCUCAAAGGAUUUGAGUUUGAACGAUUGUCGCACUUGCGCGAGCUCUAUUUACAAAACAACGCGAUUGGUUUUAUCGGAAAUCUGACGUUCCUACCCCUGCGAUCGCUCGAGAUUCUCAGAUUGCAUGGUAAUCGACUGGUAACCUUCCCUGUAUGGCAGGUCACUCUCAACGCCCGAUUGGUCGAGCUGUCCCUGGGCGGCAACCCGUGGUCUUGCCGCUGCAAGUUUCUGCAGGAGUUGUCCUCCUGGGUGUCGGACAACGCGCACAAGGUCAUCGACGCUAGCGAUGUGUGGUGUUACUACGGCGGUGAUGCCAGACAGACGGCCUAUCGGCGUCGUUUAAACGUCAACGAGACCGCUUGUUCGGACUACUUCUCCCAGGGUGGCAUGAUCGAGAGUAUCAUGGUGUCGGACUAUCUGCCCUUGGUGGCUGCUACUCUUUCGGCCGUUCUCGUUCUUCUAGUGAUUAUAGUACUUGCCUUCGUGUUCCGUGAACCUGUCGGUGCCUGGGCGUACUCCAAGUAUGGAUUACGUUUUUUGCGCGCGAAACCCAGCAAGACUGUCGUGACAACGGCUACCAUGGGCUCCGCGGCUGCCAUGGGCGCGGGUUGCUGCGACGCCGAUCGCGAUCGCGUGUACGACUGCUAUGUUUGUUAUAGCCCGAACGACGAGGACUUUGUGCUACGAUCAUUGGCGGUCGAGCUGGAGCACGCCAGUUUGAGACUCUGUCUUCAUCACCGAGACUUACCUUGCAUUCUGCGCGCCUCCGCGCCCGCGCCAGCGAUUCUCGAGGCGGUAGAUGCGUCGCGACGCGUGUUAAUCGUGCUGACCCCUAAAUUCCUCCAGACCGAAUGGUCGCGCUUCGAGUUCCGCGCGGCUCUGCACGAGGCUCUGCGCGGUCGUGCCUCCCAGCUGAUCAUUAUACAGGCCGGUCACGUCGACAUUGAGAUUGAACGUGAUCCUGAGUUACGGCCUUAUCUGAGAACCGCGGCACUCGUACUUACGUGGGGUGAGAAGAGGUUUUGGGAACGAUUGAGAUACGCCAUGCCGCCGUCCACCACUGCCGCCAUUAUUGCCACUAAUACCACUACCGGCGUCGCCGCUGGUGACGUAUCCGUGGAAAGCAAAUCUUCCCCGCUGGUUUACAAACGUAAUAUCAACACCUAUACGCUGGAUGGUGGCAUCGGGAGCCUCGAGAAGAGCGGUGUUUCAACGUUGCGUGGUGGUCAACGCGCCGCGCUCUUCAAGGACACUUCUUCGGCGCUAAUGCUGCAACACGCGCCACCCGCUUACUCGUGCGGUUCUCCUCUUCCCAUAUUACCGCAACAACAACAACAACAGCAGCAGCAGCAGCAGCCGUCACCGCAGCCGCCUUUGUCGUCACCGGCGCAACCUAGGCUGACGGUCAAUCACGCUUACCGAGACGUGAUGCUGCCAGUCAGUAAUCUCAUCACGACCGCUACCGCUACGACCAACUCCGGCAUCGGCGAGGACCACAGGAGACCACUAUCCGAGCAUAUCUACUCGUCCAUCGACUCCGACUAUUCAACCCUCGAGAGGACCGCCUGGAGGCAGCAGCAACCGCCGCCAUCGCCGCCCCCGCCCUCCUCCGGACAGGCCUAUCUAGUUUAGCUCCGUCAUCGUGUCGUCGAUUUGACCAUCGCUAACGAUGAGGUAGCUCGUUCUCGAAAGGUUGUGCUGAAUCUUGCGCUCGUGAUUCGUGAUUCGCGACGUCGUCGUUGCGACCUCAAAGUCGAUCCGCAAUUUCGAUAGACCUUAUCAAUUCUCAAAGACGCGUAUCGAACCACGAAUCUCCGCGAGAUACACGUGUACAUAGCUCAGAGACGUUGUCGCGAAGGGAGAGGGACAGAAUGUUCGCGUAUCAUAAUUAUCUGUCAAGAUUUUCAAGAUGUGAUAACGGGUCGUUCGUUUCUCGUUCGACGAUACGCGAUAACUUUUAUUCUUUUCUGUUAUUAUAAUUUGACCGACGCAUUUUUCUCCUGAUUCUUUUUUUUUUUUUUUUUUUAUUUCUCCUUCGUCUUCCUUCGCUCCGUUCAACGUAAUAAGAUCUCCCCCUUUGCUGCGCGUAUGCGCACCCUCGGAAUGAGUAAUUGCGAAUUUCUGAAUGACAUGUCGCAAGAAUACGUUUCGUUUGGGUAUAGGGUGUUCCUUUAUAUACAAAAUGAAUUUUGUUUGCAACCAAAAUAUUGAUGUAAGUGAUAUUGUAAAUUGAAUUUUUUUCUACUUAAAAGUGUAUAAGAAAAGAUUUAAUUAGUUAUCUCGCAUUUAUUUUCAUAAUUGAUUUCUCGUUAUAUAUUAUUAUAAUCUUAAUUU